This is a messenger RNA of Balaenoptera ricei (Rice's whale), 1651 nucleotides long. RefSeq names its product olfactory receptor 14J1. The record is from RefSeq and is a predicted model, not a curated record. Gene Ontology annotation, biological process: G protein-coupled receptor signaling pathway. Lineage: Eukaryota; Metazoa; Chordata; Mammalia; Artiodactyla; Balaenopteridae. Gene Ontology annotation, molecular function: odorant binding; G protein-coupled receptor activity; olfactory receptor activity. Gene Ontology annotation, cellular component: membrane.
GAAAGGUUCUGUCUGCACUUCGGAGUUCAGCCCCUCGUCUCUGAGGUGCGGGUGGGGUUUUUUGGACCUCACCUGAGGAGGCCUUUGCGCUCCUUCGGCCCCACCGCGUGGAAGGCAGGACCCGCAAGGUCGGCGGAGAAGGCCAGUAACCUAAAAUGCAGAGUGGAGCCACUGAACUUCACUGGUAUCUAAAGCCAUACUGCCAAUGGACAAAAAAAUGCAGAGCACCUCCUGUCCCUUGGCUCAAAUGUCAGUCACUGGGAGAAGGCAGUUACUUCUGAUGAGUGUUCACAGGGAUUUGGCCUCCUUGAGGAGACCUGUCCUGGGCAGCAGGCCCUGGAAGUCCUACCUGGAGAGAGACGGAACAGGAUGUGGGUACAUGAUUCACCUAGCAGAGAGAAGGUCAUAGUAGUGAUGGGAGAUGAAGAGCGAGAUCUGGAUGGAGAAGAAUGGGUUCCAUCCAGUGCCCAGGAAGGGCAGAGCUUGGCAUGUGAGAAGAUUUUGGCAUCAGCUUUCGAUUCACCAGUUAUUCAACAUUGGCCCAUAGUCAUCCAGCCUGAAAACGUCAUUCCUUUUUCUUGGGUCCUGCAAAAGAGAGGUGGGGAGCUAGCAGUCAUCCUGCUUAUGAGCUGCCAACACAAUGUGUAUCUCCAAAAUGGUUAUGGCAAAUGUAACCAUAAUGAGAGGAUUCUUCCUCAUGGGGCUCUCCAACAACCGUGAGCUGCAAAUCUUACGUGCAUUGCUUUUCUUGCUGAUGUACCUAUUAGCCUUAGCAGGUAACCUCAUAAUUAUCACCAUCACAACCCUGGACCAACAUCUCCAAUCCCCAGCGUAUUACUUCUGGAAACACCUUUCCCUCCUGGGCCUCUCUUUCAUUUCUGUCACAGUCCCCCAGUUCAUUGACAAUUAACUUAUGGGCAAUGUCUAGUGCCACAGUCAGUGCAUACUUCAGGUUUUCUUCUUCACAUCUUUGGCCUGGGCUGAGGUGGCCAUUCUCACAGUGAUGUCUUAUGACCGCUCUACAGCCAUUUGCCUCCCAUUGCACUGCGAGGUCAUCAUGGAUCCCAGAGCCUGUAAGUGAGCUGUGAUAGAUGCAUGGCUGAGUGGAGCCAUCUCUGGAAUCUUGUACACGGCUGCCACAUUCUCCAUUACAUUCUGUAGGGCCAAAAUACUCCACCAGUUCUUCUGUGAUAUCCCCCAGUUGCUGAAGCUCUCCUGUUCCAAUGAUUACCUUGGAGUGAUUGGAGUGGCUGCUUUCAUGACUGUGCCGGCAUUAAUCUGCUUCAUCUCCGUUGUUCUCUCCUACAUGCACAUCUUUUCCACAGUUCCAAGUAUACCCUCUGCUGAGGGCCGAUCCAAGGCCUUCUCUACCUGCCUGCCCCACCUCUUUGUUAGGUCAUUUUUUCUCUCCGCGGGCAUUUUUGAGUUUCUAAAACCGACUUCAGAUUCUCCAACUGCUUUUCACAUUAUGAUAUCUAUCUUUUAUGCAGUAGUGCCCCCAACACUGAACCCUAUUGUACGCAGCUUAAGAAAUGAGGCCAUGAAGGGAGCUUUAAGAAAGUUACUGUUGGGUGGUGAAUUCACCGGAAAAAGACACUUUUGUCCUGUUUUUGGUGACUGUUCAAUAUUAUACACAAGAACAUUUUUUUAA